Messenger RNA from Falco peregrinus (peregrine falcon), 2949 nucleotides. RefSeq names its product UDP-glucuronosyltransferase 1A1. The record is from RefSeq and is a predicted model, not a curated record. Bases 628 to 2217 code for a protein of 529 amino acids. The transcript is spliced from 5 exons. Gene Ontology annotation, molecular function: UDP-glycosyltransferase activity. NCBI's taxonomy places the organism in Eukaryota, Metazoa, Chordata, Aves, Falconiformes, Falconidae.
CCACGAUGGCGUUGCAACAGCAGAGGUUGUUGCUAAGUUUGCAUCGCAUUUACUACUGUAGACUCAGGGCUUUCACUUUGAUAACUGCUACGAUAUAGAAACAAAUCUGAAGAUAAACCUUAACAACCCACUAUAUACCAAACCUCUGUCAAUCAUUGCUUAGGCUGCGAGAGCGCAAGGUAAUCCAAAGGUCAGCUUCUGCUCUGAAGCGCUGUGUCCAAUCACCUGAGCAGUCCCAAGGCAGGGAGUUCAUCAUUAACUGGAUGUUAACAAGACAGUGAUUGCUGGGUCAGGUGCUAUCUCCCAUUCAUGACUCUUGUUCAGCCUUUCAGUGUGACACACUGCCAAUUGCUGGACACUUCUCCAUUGAGCAUUUGAAUCCUCUAAUGUUAAUUCGAGCAUUCAACUUUACUUUGCAGGGCUCAGUUAAAGCCUUCACUGUGCACAGAUAAACACAACCUUUACUCACUGUUAAAAAUUACCCUUGUUUCUCCCCGCAAACGUAGUGUGUUAAAAAUUAAACACUUCCCUUGGUUAAGAUUAAAGUGCAAAGUACCCCAUGUUUCGUUCCUUGUCCCCUGCCAUAGUUUUGCCGCUGUUUAAACCUUUGCUGACAGCACAAAGGAAAUGGCCUCUUCAAGUCCAGGAAUUAAUUCUCUUGCCUCCUGGGUUGCGUUUUUCCUGCUCCUGUGGACCUUUUCUGAAGGUGGAAAGCUUUUGGUUGUACCUAUCGAUGGCAGCCACUGGCUCAGCAUGCGCCCGGUUGUGGAGCGGCUCAGGCAGAGGGGACAUGAAAUCGUGAUGGUUGUACCAGAGAUAAAUUUACGGAUAGGUUCGUCGGUGCAUUAUACCAUGAAAACAUACUCUGUGUCUUACACUAAGGAGUAUGUGGAGGCAGAAUUUAAAAAGAUGGGCUAUAGGAGUUUCACACCUCAACCCUUCUUGGAAAAAUUCUCAAAAAUGGCAAAUAUUACAACCAUGUUCUUCGAUUCCUGCAAACGUCUUCUGUCUAACAAAGAACUGAUUAAAUACCUUGAAGAAAGCAAAUUUGAUGCUGUCUUUAUGGAUCCUUUUUUUCCAUGUGGACAGAUAGUGGCUGAACACCUCUCCCUACCUUCUGUGUACCUUGUACGGGGACUGCCGUGCAGCCUCGACUUCCAUGCUACCCUCUGUCCAAACCCUCCUUCGUACAUUCCUAGGUUCUUCACUCGCUACACGGACCGCAUGGCAUUCCUCCAGCGUGUGGGCAAUCUCAUAGUUAGCCUGAGCAGUUCCCUGGCUUGCAGUUUUCUUUAUUCGCCAUACGAUCAUUUGAUCAAAGAAUUCCUCCACCAAGAGGCAACAGUGCUUGAGCUGCUCAGCCACGCAUCCGUUUGGCUCAUGAAAUACGACUUUGUGUUUGAGUACCCCAGGCCCCUAAUGCCUAACAUGGUCUUGAUCGGAGGCGUAAGCUGCGCUCGGGAAAGAGCGUUAUCGCAGGAAUUUGAAGCUAUUGUGAAUGCCUCUGGGGAACAUGGCAUUAUUGUCUUCUCGCUGGGCUCCAUGGUCUCUGAGAUUCCUAUGAAGAAAGCCAAAGAAAUCGCAGAAGCCUUGGGAUCAGUCCCUCAAACGGUUUUGUGGCGAUACACGGGAGAGGCGCCUCCCAACCUGCCAAAGAACGUAAAGCUCAUCAAAUGGCUGCCACAGAAUGAUCUUCUAGCUCACCCUAAGACUCGUGCAUUUAUUACCCAUGGAGGCUCACACGGUGUUUACGAGGGCAUAUGCAAUGCGGUGCCAAUGGUACUAAUGCCUUUAUUUGGAGACCAGAUGGACAAUGCCAAGCGAGUAGAGUCACGGGGAGCAGGAGUGACACUGAAUAUACUUGAAAUGACUUCGAAGGACAUAUCCGCUGCCCUGAAAGCAGUAAUCAACGAUAAAAAGUACAAAGAGAACAUCAAGCGUCUCUCAGACCUUCACCUUGACAGACCCAUCCACCCCCUGGACCUGGCUGUGCACUGGGUGGAGUUUGUAAUGAGACACAAAGGGGCUCCACACCUGCGACCCGCUGCUCACGACCUGAACUGGAUCCAGUACCACUCUCUGGACGUCAUCGCCUUCCUCCUCGCCGUGGUGCUCCUCUCCCUCUUCAUUUCUGUGAAGUGCUGCCUGUUCUGCUGCCGCAGGUGCUGCUUUAAGAAGGGAAGAACAAGAAAGCCAACCAAAUCAAAGUCUCACUAGCAGAUGAAACUAGUGGUAGGAGAUAAGGUCUGCUCAGACCAGAAGGAUCAGAGAACAUCACAAAUCUCAAGAAAAUUAUUUCUGACUUUCAGUCAAGAAAUAAUGUUCCUUUAAACUAGCACCAUGGGAGGGGUUGUUUCACUGAUAUAAUUUUUGCCUUUAAUUAAGAAUCCGUUAUUAAAAUUACUUUGUAUAGGACUGCUUCAGUCACUUGGGAAGGUAUUAGGUCGAAGUCUGAGGCUCCUGGCUUCCACAUCUUGAUGUACAGCAGGCUCAUGGUGACUUUUUUUCCUUACCUCUCUAUGCAAUGGGAUUUAUAGGGAUUUCAUAAGACUUUGCUUCAAGGGCUUUAGAAGAACCAUUUACUGAAGUGUAAUACCGUCAGGUUUAUCAAGCACUUUGAAAUCUCUGUAUAGCUGUUGUUAUAGAAGAGGCAAACGUUAUACUCUGACAAUGUGUCACAUAAGCCUAGCUAGAUACAUAUCUUAAAUGGAUUUUGUGUGUUUAUAAUACCCUGAACAAAAUUAAGGUUUUGGCAAGGAAGUUGUUGAAAGCCAUGGGUGUUUCACCGAAGUUCUCCAUCAGGCAGAGCACUGUACCUGGAGAUUACCUGUUAGGCGAUGAGAUCUUCGUAAUCGUUGUUUAUAAAACCCAACUGAUGUGCUCUUUGUAAGUGAUGUUCAGGUAAGGACCCAAACACCAGCCCUAUAAAUAAACGCCCAAUACUAACAA